AUGACUUUCAAUUUGAUAGAAUAUAUUUGUGGCCUUGCUUGCAACGACUCUUUUGACGGUGAAAAUCUGUACAAUAAGCUCGCAAAGCCAUUCUAUUUGUCCAACACGGCUUCUCUGCAGCCAAAGGACCAUCCAUCCCCGGUCUCGCUGUCUCUUUCUUCGUAUUCUUCUAGGCUGAAAGCCAGAAAGGCUGCAUGUGCGGCAAUUGCAUCACUGUCGUUUCAGGAUGUCGAGCCCCUCCAUUCGCUUUGGUGCACAUAUGUAUCGAAGCUAUUUAGCAUCCCGCCAUCAAAGCCUAAUAGGUCAAUCUCAACAUCUUGGUUGACACCUGACGAUCUGACCAAAUCUAGUCGCAUGGAUCUGCAUGGCGCAUAUGUCACAAUCAAAGCAUCUAGAUGUGCAGCCCAAGUUGGAAAGGCAGGUAAUGAUACGGAUUCCCAAGGAAGGAACAUUGUUCGAAUGUGCUCUUCCAAUUGCAGGAAAGGAAAGUCUUUAUACAAUUUUGAUUUUUGGAAGCCAAAUCGCGCGGGUCAGUGCCGUGGAAAGGGCCGUGAAAAAGUUCAAAAGGAAAUAAAUAAACACAAGCAAAUUGAUGCAGAUGGCGGCCAUUGGGGAUCAAUUUGUAUCUUUAAUACCCUCUGCGGAAAGGAGUACAAUUUGUCGUCUCUUGAAAUAUGCAACAUCUCUUCCGUGGUGGAGCUGAAAUUUCUGGUCUCUUCAGACACUACUAGCUGUGAGCUGAUUCCACCAGAUCAUCAAAUUCUGAUUUUACAAAAUGGCUGUCAUAUUAAAGAUUCGGAUUUGAUAGCAAACAGCCAAUUUUUGACUGUUUUCUUAUUUGAUAAGCGCGUACUUUUACGUGAUCAAAAGUCAAUUUCAAAUGCCAGCCACAUUGAGCAGCUGGGCACCACACAUAAGCACCACAUUCAAAUUAUUGAAAGUAAAUUCCAACUUUUGCUCAAAUUUAGUUCCAAUGGACCCAGAAGAGCCUCCUUCGAUCGACAAUGGCAUGGCAAUUGUAACUACACUAGAUUCAUCAAAGAAAAAAAUGUAAAUGCAAGCUCCUAUUUGGAAACAACAGGAUGCAACAAAUUGAUAAUCCGGGAGGCUGUGUUGGCAGAAAAGAUUUUACAAUUACCCUCCGUGAUUGAAGAGAGCCUGUCAAGCUUUCAGCAGAUUAUAAAGGAAAAUUCGGCUGUUUUGUGUGAUGCUAAAGAGCAAUAUGCAAAAGCUGGACCUUCCAUGGAAAGCAACAAGAUCGUAUAUGAUGACAGCAAAGCCCUUCUCAUUGAUCUUGUAAAGGCCAAGAAUGCCAUUGCCAUUCUGCUGCAAGUUGAGGGGUCCAUUUCAUCAUGUACAAGCAUUCAGGAAAAAUUGGUUGAGGCCAAUGGAGAAUACGCGGCAGCACAGUCAUUGGCUGUUCCGUCGUCACAGAAUGACAAGCCGCUGAAUUUAUUGAACACAUCGCCCCCUAAUUCAUUAAGCAUCACUGAGCUGCUGCAAAUAAUUCACUCUCUGUCGGACAUCAAUGAGACGCUGAGCAGGGAAAAUAGGGAAUUAAAAGGAAACAUUGCCCACUUCACAUCUAAUUUGAAAAUCGUCGUUAAAGAGUAUGCCCAAAACCUCGAUCUAAACAUGCAAGACAUCGAAAAAAUUCUGUCGAAAAGCUCAAUUCUCAAUGGAUCUGUAGGCGAAUCUCCAGAAAGCUCAACUGAGACCAUUACUCCGGAUUCUUUGCUUGUGGCAAUCGAAAGCCUUCUUAUAAGAAAAAAAACGAUGCUUCAAAAGGGCUCUGGAGGCCCCCAUUCUUUAAAUGCCAUCAAAAGCAGGCUGGUUGAUAUUCUUGAGGGACGGCCCUUGUCUCCCUUUGAAAAAGGUUUUCCCUGCACUUUCAUCAAUAGACUAUGA
Messenger RNA from Mitosporidium daphniae, 1908 nucleotides. RefSeq lists its product as uncharacterized. The coding region runs from base 1 to 1908 and encodes 635 amino acids. NCBI's taxonomy places the organism in Eukaryota, Fungi, Microsporidia. The transcript has 5 exons. The record is from RefSeq and is a predicted model, not a curated record.